Culex quinquefasciatus (southern house mosquito) is the source of this 457-nucleotide messenger RNA. Its product is annotated as histone H2A. Gene Ontology annotation, cellular component: nucleosome. Gene Ontology annotation, molecular function: protein heterodimerization activity; structural constituent of chromatin; DNA binding. The transcript has a single exon. Lineage: Eukaryota; Metazoa; Arthropoda; Insecta; Diptera; Culicidae. Bases 31 to 432 code for a protein of 133 amino acids. The record is from RefSeq and is a predicted model, not a curated record.
GAAGCAUCGUACUCAAUCAACUCAUCCAUCAUGUCUGGACGCGGCAAGGGCGGAAAGGAAAAGGCGAAGCCGAAGACGAGCUCCUCUCGUGCUGGGCUGCAGUUUCCCGUCAGCCGAAUCCGGCGGUUCCUUCGGAAGGGCAACUACGCCGAACGCAUCGGAGCUGGUGCCCCGGUGUAUCUGGCAGCCGUGCUGGAGUAUCUAGCUGCGGAAAUUUUGGAACUCGGAGGAAAUGCUGCUCGUGACAACAAACGGUCCCGGAUCAUUCCACGCCAUCUGCAGCUGGCAAUUCGAAAUGACGAGGAACUGAACCAGCUGCUUACCGGGGUGACCAUUUCCCAAGGAGGUGUGGUCCCGUUCAUCCACACCGUUUUGCUGCCAAAGAAAACCCAAGAGAAGAACAAGCAGGAGGAAUCGUCGACGAACAAUUAAUGCCUUGAAACGGAGUGACACACCU